UAGUCCUGUGUGAGGGAAAUUAAAAAGCUUUCCACUUGAAUAUGGUAUCUUUGGACGUCUGUUUAACACUGGUAGUACAGUGAGAGCUUUAUUCAGACGCUAUGAGCGGAUACUGGUUUCACUAGACGAUGGACUUGACACUCGUGACAAAAUCAGCUGUGCGCGCCGUGGUACCCGCACAUCCAGCAGCACAUCCCGUUGAUAACUGGGAGUCGACGAGGGAGAGAGAACACCAAGGCGUUAUAAUCAUAACGCAACUGGAAAAGGAAAAAGAAGAAAAUCUUCCAGGGGAAAGGGGGAGUUUUGUAUUCCACAGAGGGGGGAAAAAUGGGACAUUUGGGGAAUUCAUCCAGUCUCCGGUCUCCAGUCAUCUCCACAUUAAAGUGGAGCGGAACUCUCGGGCGCGCUGCCGGACCUCUGCUGCGCCUCGGCGCGCUCCGCGAAGCAUCAACCCCACAAUGAUAGCAGCGCGGCUCUAACUAUGGGCGCGCACAUCCUGGAGUCCAACUCCAGCGCCAACCUGACGCCCGCGGUGUCCGAGGCUGGGAUCGUGCUGCCGGGCUACCUGGUGGUGAUCUUCUCGGUCCUCAUGGUGACUCUGGUGAUCGUGGUGGUGGCCGGGAACGCGCUGGUCAUCAUGGCUUUUAUCGUGGAUAAAACCCUGAGGAAUCAGAGCAACUACUUCUUUCUGAACCUCGCCAUCUCCGAUUUUCUCGUGGGUGCUUUCUGCAUCCCAGUGUACAUCCCCUACAACCUGACUGGCAGGUGGAUGCUGGGGAAGGGGCUCUGCAAAGUCUGGCUGGUCAUGGACUACCUGCUCUGCUCCGCCUCUGUCUUCAACAUUGUCCUCAUUAGUUAUGACCGCUUCCUGUCAGUCACCAGGGCAGUUAAAUACAGAGCGCAGAGGAACAUCACCCGCCAGGCGGUGCUGAAGAUGGUGGCGGUCUGGCUGCUGGCGUUCCUCCUAUACGGCCCCGCGAUCAUCUUCUGGGAGGCCAUCGUGGGCCAGAGCGUAGUCCCGGCCCACGAGUGCUACGCAGAGUUUUAUUUCACUUGGUACUUCCUGCUCAGCGCUUCGACCUUCGAGUUCUUCACACCGUUCGUGUCGGUGGCCUUCUUCAACCUCAGCAUCUACCUUAACAUCCACCGGAGGAACAAGAGCGGGAACGGCGGUGCCGAGGACGAGGCCAAGCCGCAGAGGAAGCCCAAGAAGCACAGAGACGGCGCGGGGGCCUGGUCCGUGUUUUUCGUCAAGACUCGGAAGGUGACCUCCAGCGAGCCUGCUGCUAUCUCGGCGGUCAUAGAGGACGAUGACAUUCUGUCGCCCUCCUCCAGCGGCUGCCCUGACACCAGUCAGAUUUUUGUGCAGAGGGAGAAGUUCUCUCCUCACCGGAAAAACUCCAGGCUGUUUCAGCACACGGCUUCCUGCAUGGCGCCGGGCCGGAGAGCUCCUGGAUCCCGCCUUUCCCGAGACAAAAAGAUCGCCAAGUCGCUGGCUAUCAUCGUCUGUAUUUUUGGGAUAUGCUGGGCUCCGUACACUCUGCUCAUGAUCAUCCGCGCCGCCUGUGGCGGCGAAUGUGUGGCACACUACUGGUAUGAGAUCACAUUCUGGCUCCUGUGGCUGAACUCGGCCAUCAAUCCGUUCCUGUACCCUUUGUGCCACAGCAGCUUCCGAAGAGCUUUCUCAAAGAUACUGUGCCCUAAGAGGCAGUCGGUGCAGCCUCAAAUCGAGGUUCAAUCUUGCUAGAUGAACUCAGCUGCACAGCCAUAUUUGAAGAAUGCAGUUAGUGUUUGAUGGUCAUACGCUGUAAAAACUCAUACAAUAUUCUUCCACGAAAAAAAGGUUUCAAACUGCAUUUAAAGGGAUAGUUUGGCUCUUACCCUUGAAUAGGCAGGUGUCGGAUCUACUGGCGGGUGACAUGGACUUAAAAUUUUAUCACGAUAUUUUGUGAUACUAUUGCGAUAAUGAUGCAAGGUAUUACAGGGCACUGCGUAGCUGUGACUGCAUGACACAUCAAUUUUAUUUCCACAAUGCAAACGCUGCUUUUGAAAAACCAUAUUUAAUGCUCUUCUUUAGGAUACCAGUCGCUAAACUUCACACAACUGCUUAAUUUUUUCACAUUUAUUGACACUCUCUCAUCAGACAAACAGUAUAGAAAAUAGUGAAAUUAACAAUCUGACAAUAGAGACAGCUUGGGUUUUUUUCUUAAGCAUCAUUAAUUGGAAUUUGUCACGACGACAAAUCAAAAUGCUUAUAAAUAAUUUAUCACGGUGAAAGACAAACGAUGCGCUAGAUGCACACCUCUUGUCAUAUUGUGAAGAAAUCCUAAAAGUAAUGAACAGCUAACAGCUAAUCUGACCCGCUUGUUAUUUCAGCCGUAGUUACCAAUUUAAAACAACUCAAACCAAAAAUAACAUUUCUACAGGAUACAGCAUGAGAUUAGUGGAUAUUGCAUGUGUAUAUUUUUUCAGGAGACCGUUGGUUGCUGUUUAAUUAGCUGAACAUCUUCUGUGUAAUUAUGCUAAAGCUACGUUAGCAUAAACUGCUGGUUGUUUCCCUUCUCACCAGCCGCGUAGGCUACUGUCCGUUUGCUUUUUUCUCUGUCGAGGGGAAAGUAACGUUUUGGAUUAUCUGUCUGGCUGUUUUGUGCAACUACUGUAUAUCACAACAGUUUCAAAUUUAUAUAAGUGUCCGGAGUAACAACAACAUUGCCUAUAGGUAGGAAAACAGCACCGAACCUAAGGUUGAUAUCGGCUAGUACUGUACUGUAUCCCACGGACAAGAGUUGAUUUUAGUUUGAGCUCUUUUAACUCAUCCAGAACCAACUGAGCCGUGUUGUUAUUUGUAACAGUUUCCUUUCCUGUGAUAGAAAAAUGUCAAAUUGCAACAACUUGGUCGAGAACCGGAUUCUUCAUCGCAAAGGAAGGUUAUUAGUUAGUAAAGCACGACUGCUUUAUUGCUAUUAUUUUUGUCUUUCCUUCCCGAACUGCCUCAAACUUUUUAUGAUAAAUCUUUGUUUAAUAGGGAAAGAAACUGCUGUGAACAACAACCUCGCUGCAUUUCAAGGCACCCAAGCUAUCCCUUUAAGCGAGAAUUGCCAGGACACAUUUGACAGCAAUACGACGAUGCAGAACAGUCUGGAACAUGUUGAUAACGCCGGAGUAGUGGAGUGGAGUCCCACUGAAUCUGCAUCAGUAGGUAUAAUUUCUCUUGAUGAGAGUGCCCUCCAGAGCCAGUGUCACAUCUUUUAUUUAAGUGCUGCAAAACGUUGGUUUCAAAAUGUAUGUAAACCUUCAGUGUAACCAGAUCGAGAUGGAUUAAUGUGGUUUGGGCUAAAAUGUGCUAAAAAGCUGUGAGGUGAUGAUUUAUGUAGCCAGGUAGUCGGUGAUUACCAUCAUUUAGUCCAGGUUAUUACAUUAGGCCUCCUGUACAGCACAUAAAAAUGAUAAAUUGGUGUCUGUCUGAAUAGAAGCAACCAGAAAGACGUAGACGUCGUCUUUUUUUUUUCUUUUAAGACGGAAAACCUGUCAUUUGUGUCAGGCUAAUAAGAAAUAAGGACAUAAGGGUUUUUUAAUGAUUUACAACUCUGGCUGCACACGCCGUCCUUUUUCCUUUACCUUCUCGAAUCCAUAGACGAGAAAUCUCUAGCAUAUGCCUUCAAAAAGCCAAUUCAAGCUUUUCAUCGUGCAGCAAUAGAAUUACUAAUGCUCAAGUCCUCAAACAUCAAAGCACAAGAGGAACCGACUGCUGGCCGUCUUUUCUAUCGCUCGUCUUGCGUUGCCUACACUACGUUUAUAUUUAAAUGAAGCUGUUGUUGAUGUCAACAAUGUCACAAUGAAAUGGAAAAACAAGAUUAAACCCUUUGUUCACUCAGACCUGUUCGAGACAAACCUUUGCCUCGUCGCAUAGAGUGAGACCUAAAUGUCAGAUACUGCUAAUAUCGUGGAGACUCGUGUCUGGGGACUGUGGGAUGUUUUGCUCUGAUAUAGAGCGUGUGGCUCUCUGGACCCAAUAGACGGUGACUCAUCUUGAAGUUUUGUCUGUUUUGCUGAAUAAUAAGGAAUCCUUUGUGUGUGAUCUGUUGGUUUUUCUCUAAAUCUGGUCAGAAGUUAACAGACAAUCAUCAUGGUUGUAAAUAUCAUCUUCGUUUUGAGGUUUUAGUGAUUGAUAUGAACAGUUUUUGCUUUAAGGUUGGAAUGAAGACACAACUUCAAACAUUUCUUGAGAACAAGUGGUAUUUAAUCCACACAGAUGAGUCUGUGUUUGUUUUGACUCCAGCCAGAUUGAGGGUCUAGGUAAUCUUUAUAAAAAUGCCAACAUGUUUCAUUUGAAGCAGUACCAAGGUUUUGAAGCAUCCUGCAGGCCAUUAGGGCACUCCUUCAUGUCAAUGUAUGGGCAGAGUCCCAACUCGAAUCAACUAGAGAAUCUGUAGACGACGCUACAGAUUAGGGUGAUGGCAAGGAGGUCUUUCAACCUCAGAGACUUGCAGCUCAUCACCAAAGAUAAAUGGUCAAAUUACCAACAGAAACAUCCGUAAAGCUGCCCGGCAGCUGUCAACUAAAAUUUUCACAUCACAUUUUUAAAUUACGCAAUAAAAUUGGAUUUUCUAAUAUCGUUUUGUGUUUUUAGAAAUGUCUGUCAUUCCCCAUAACAGACAUCUUGAAUGAAAAAAAAUAUAUAUAUUUUUUAUCGAGCAUGUCCAAGGGUAUUCACAUUCACUCUUGGUACUAUUUGAUCAAAUAUCCCUUAGCAUCCACAUGCCUUUUGGUUUCCAUCGACAAACUGUUUAUGGCUCUAGCUGGAUAUUUGAGUGCCGUUUCAAGCAGUAUUAAUAGAGUUUUUACAAGUUUUGCCAUGCCUGGCUUUUAUUUCCUUCAGAUUUCUAACAAAGCUGAGGUCAGGGCUUGAUGUUUCCUGUUUUAGCCAUUCCUAAACUCAUUUUGACGUAGGUUUGGGAUCAUUGUCCUACUAAAACAACCAGACUGAGUCAACGUUUCUACUGUCUCGUCUUGAUGUCAAACAGGAUUUAAAGAUAAAGAUGAAAUCUUUUUUGUCUUUCUCCUUAGUCCAGCCACUUUCUGUAACCACUGUGGGCAAAACAGUCCCACAGCAUGAGGCCGGCAUUGUGCAUGACGGUACCGUAUUCUUCAAUUUGAAAGAAUUGCAUUGAGUUUUGCAGAUAUUCACUUUCCCCCUCUCCCUGGAGGCCUAGUAGCUCAUCCUCAGUCUUUGUCUAGUCAUAAAACUUUUCUCUAGAAGCUCAGUUCUAUCAACCCUCUUUGGAGCAGGGGUUUAUUGUCUGGUCAGCAUAUUCUCUCACUCCAUGGCAACAUAAAGGUUGUUACACUUCUGCUGCCUUUCCUCUGUUUGCAGAUUAUGACAAACUUGAGCUUUUGUGGUGCUCCCCAUUUUCUGGAUAAUUUAUUUUAUUAUUUUAUUUUUUUACCAUUUAUUUUAUCUGACGGUGACAUUUUGUACAAUAUUUGUUAAAACCUGAUCACAUUUAGGUCUUCCAACAUACCGAUAAUCCCAAACAAACAAUCGGGUUUUACAACAGUUAAAGUGGGCUGACAUUUAGCUUUUGAAUGGGCCUUUUUAAUAUCACAUACUCUAUUGUAAAAACAACCAGUUGAAAUUGACUACUAAUCCAGAUUAUUUCCAUGCUAAAUUUUGCAAGAAACUUAAGAAAAUAUGCUAUUUAUUGAUUGUUCUUUGCUGUGGUAAUACCUAUUGGGAACAAAUGCUAUCCUGUUAGAAAGUCUUUUUUUUUUUUUUUUAUUUGGAUGGUGGCACGCUUCAAUGAAAAUGCAUUUGUGGGCUGAGUGAAAGAACAAUCCAAUCCUGUCUGCUUAUGCCAAACAGAUUAUUCUGUUACUAACACUAUUUUAGAAGACAGCGUUUGCUCCGUUGGUAAGACGAUGUCUGCCAAUAGUUCCUGAGUCUCAUCUCGAUGCGGUUUUGACUGCGAUUUCCUCCAGUGAUAACAAACCUUGUUUUUCACCCACACCGUCGCACCGCUGCCUCCACCAGCAGCUGUUUGGCUUCGGAAGAGAGGAUUUGGACACAAUCGACUCUGCUGCUCAACAUAAAAAGGCAUUCUCUUACAAAUCUGUAACACCAUUUCCGAUUUUCAAGCUCUAUUCCCAAAUCUGUGUUGUUUCAAUAGAGAAAUAAUCAACCAAAUUAAAAUUCCCUCACCCUUUGUGCUUAAGUUAAAUAAUUAAACCUGUAUUUAUACAGUUUUUCUCAGUUUAUGACAGCGUAGAGAUUUUAGUCUUCACCAUGUGCCAUGUCUGUUCCUGUUUAUAAAUAUCACCGAAGCUGUUUGGUGGGUAAUCAUUUCAUUCUGGAAAUGAAAAUGCUUUAUGCAUCCUUGAGAGAGCAAAAUUAAUGUGAAACAUUCAUAUUAUAGAGGAGUGAAUGGAGAAUUUUGACCCUGAAUGUCCAAUUCACUAAAGACCAUCUGGCUCAAAUUUGAUGCACCACCAUUUGUUCAAAAGGCUUCAUAUUUUAGAUAACUUGUAUUUAAAACGUACUGUCUGUCUUCGGCCUUUAUCGGACCUGCCGAUUGAGUUGCUUCUCUUCUCUGGACUUUUUAUUUAUUAUGCAACAAUGUCGGGGUUGAAAUUCUUCAUAUCCAUACCAACUCAGUCAAGCCGAAAUGUUAAAAGAACCAGUUUACAGGAAAGAUUUGAAGCCACAUGUUUUAUAUUUUUGUUCAAAAGCUGCGCUGGAUCUUUAAAGCUGAAUUUUAAUUUUAAUUUCGUUUAGGUAUGAUGCUCAAGUUCAGAAGUAAAUUUGGUUCUCUAACAAGAAGAUAAACAAGUCAAACGAGUUCCAGCGAAUAAAGUCGUCUCUCAUGCAAUAUGACGUCCAUUUUAUUUUCUCAUUCUGAUUUCCUAUUUUUGAAAUGCAUUUCUUUGACAGCCUGUCACUUUAAGAAAGAAAUUUCUACCCACAUUUGGCAGAGAUACACACAUCCACAUCUGACACACACACACCAAACCAGUCAAAACGUCAUGCUGCUGAUCUUCAUAGAGCUCAAUGUUUUCCAUGGCAUUUAAAAAAAGCAACACAUUUUUCGCUUUCACAUUUAUUUCCUAAAAAUAUUUGAGGGGCAAGCACAUCCCCACACGGCGACGUGACAGCGGCGACUCCCAACCACCCAGCAGGACAGCAGUGAAAAAUCACACAAAUUGGUGAGAAGUGGCUGAAGGAACAUUCGGCACCUAAACCCCACAGAUAGGAUCUCGAUGGGGUCAGAUGCCAGUCGUGUGAUGAAGGCCCAGUUCCCAAAACAACAAAAAAAAAAUCCCUGACCUAAAACCCCCAGAGACCAGAGGAAAUAACGUUCAUGUUGCAGUGCCAGACACUCCAGGACGCCCCGCAUGUUUUCUGUCCAUACCUUAACGAGUCUCGACUGUUUAUGGGAGAGCAACUAAAUAUUAUGUGCGUGGCCAGAAAGGCAUCCAAGUUUCUCCGUGUUUGUAGCACCAAAAAAAUACUGAUCUGAAUUUGGAUUUAGGAGUUGCAUCUGUAGAGAUAGGCUGGAAAAAAAACCAAACAUUUGCACUGAUACUGGCUAGAUUUGGAGCCCAGCGUGCGGUGAAGGAAGUAUUUUGAAAUGCUCUUGAAAUAUUGAGACAGAUUACAAAAUCGGAUAUAACGAUGUCAGGAGGGCACUUAAAACGCCAGGAAACUCAGCAUGGGUUGUCACGAAGCAUGAAUAUUCAUGCUGCCUUGGUUACUUUCUCUACAAAACAACAGAGAGAGCUCGGUUACUUGAAAAGGACAAACAAAAAGAGGGUGAAUAUAAUUUGUUCAUGUAGACGAAAAUAAAAAAAAAAAAAUAGAAAGAUUAGAUAAGACGUAGAUUUACUCGCCUUAUCUUACUCAAAGACAAAUCGGUGAAAGGCAAAUAUUUGUGUUGCAUCUUCACUGCUGCCGAAACAUGCCGAGAAAGAAAAAUGUAAAGACUUUACAGCA
Xiphophorus maculatus (southern platyfish) is the source of this 7987-nucleotide messenger RNA. RefSeq names its product histamine H3 receptor-like. Gene Ontology annotation, cellular component: membrane. NCBI's taxonomy places the organism in Eukaryota, Metazoa, Chordata, Actinopteri, Cyprinodontiformes, Poeciliidae. The record is from RefSeq and is a predicted model, not a curated record. Gene Ontology annotation, molecular function: histamine receptor activity. The coding region runs from base 482 to 1747 and encodes 421 amino acids. The transcript is spliced from 3 exons. Gene Ontology annotation, biological process: adenylate cyclase-activating adrenergic receptor signaling pathway.